Exserohilum turcica Et28A is the source of this 876-nucleotide messenger RNA. RefSeq lists its product as uncharacterized. The record is from RefSeq and is a predicted model, not a curated record. The transcript is spliced from 2 exons. NCBI's taxonomy places the organism in Eukaryota, Fungi, Ascomycota, Dothideomycetes, Pleosporales, Pleosporaceae. The coding region runs from base 1 to 876 and encodes 291 amino acids.
AUGUCCAAAGUUGCCGCCCAACUCCAGCCAGUCAUUGCCAAAAUCCGGUCCCUCGUUCAAAAUCCACAGCAAAAUGGCACACCAGUCUUCAAUAAGCCGCUCAAUACAAAUUCAUGUCCGCACCACCGGAAAUCGCGGCUACUUCAUAGCGUUCUGCUCAUUCUCCUCCUCGCCAUGGCCAUAACUCUCGUGACACUCAAGGCAGCCACAUACGACUUUGUCGAAGACAACCGCAUGACCGGCUUCACAUUUGAAGCACCCAGAAACAGCAGCAACACAGGCGAGGCCAUCGUCAUGGGCGCGUUACCACGAAAACUCUACACGGUGCCAACGAAACUCGCCAUCAUCGCGGCAGUCAUCCCCAUCAGCAUAGCCACCGCACAUCUCGGCUUUGUAAUCGUCGACUGGAAAAGCGGCAAGCGGACACAGUCCUACGCUUUCCGCCGCAACACCAUGUUUGUGCAUCUCUCCAACGCCAUUAUGGUCUUGUUCGCCCUUGUCUCCAUCUACAUGACGCACAAGAACUCGUCGACCUGGGACGCUGGAUAUGUGGCCAAAGUGGCUGCUUCCAAAGCCAACAGCACCCUCAACAAAGAACCCGUUUUCCGCUACGACAUCGGCAUGUUUGACCUCGAGACGUGGGCUUGCGAGCUCAAAGCAGUGCCGGGUGCUGCCGUUGCUCACUCUGACUAUGCCAAGCAGUGCGCGGUUGAGGAGGCGGGCCGCGCUAUCAUGAUUCCGCUCGUCAUUUCCGCGUGGCUGGUGGCGGGCGCGUGUAUAUGGGGGUUUGUGGGCGGCGGCAGGAGGGGUCCUGAUGGCGAGCGUGUGGCUACGGAUGAAGUGGGCGUGGAGAUGGGCAAGAUGAAUGCUAUUUAA